AUGAGGCUAAAUUACGGAGCUCUUCUAGCCAGCACUUUAUUGGGAAUGAAAUAUCCAUUGGAUUUGAUACAUUAUUGUCCCGAUCCAGCGUAUUGUAGCAUUUUCUCUAUCACAUAUUCAAAAGACACAGCCUUUCCUGAUGUCGGAUUUUAUUUGUUGGAAGCUAAUAAACAGGAUUUUCAACUUCUGCAUGGCAAAUUCAGCCAACGGCUAAAUCCGCUUUGCUCCCGUUUGGGAGAUUCGCAUCUGGACGCUCAUUCUUUAUCUCCCGCCUCCACCUUCUUUCACUUCCCUCCAACUCCGCUGUCAUCCGCCGACCGAUUUUAUCUCCUGCCUGGCAGAAAAUACUCCGAGGCGAUCGACUUGGCCUUUGCCGAGCGUAGCGAUAACGAUUUGGCUGCUAUUCAGCAGGUGGUUUCCAAGCAGAAUAUCCAGCUCUAUGAGCGAGUAACUAGCCUCCGCGAACGCUUGCGUUAG
Molecule: messenger RNA, 477 nt
Organism: Protopolystoma xenopodis
Lineage: Eukaryota; Metazoa; Platyhelminthes; Monogenea; Polystomatidea; Polystomatidae
Source: the annotation of a GenBank genome assembly